CUCGUGACUACCGGCCACAGUCCGUACGCGAACGUUCACGGAGCGUCGUCUCGCUUGUGUCCGGUUCCGCGCGUCGCCGUGUAUCGCACAACUUUAGCGCGCGACUUUCGCGCACGUCCAAACUCGCCCGCGGAAUUGCGAAUUCCGGUAGUACUCUUUCCGCACUCUCUUUUUGCAUUCUCAUUUUCAUUCUCGCUCAUUCGAUUGAUCGAUUCGCUACCGGCGCGAUUUCUUUCGUGAACGAUCGCCAGCGAGAGCGAGUGGUGGUCGUCGGGCGCGAUUUACCGUUGAUAGGCCGUCACGUUAGUGUUUGACUGACGGCGCGCCGCUUUGCGUCGUAUCGCGUCGCGACACUCGAGUCGAUCUUUCGCUCCUUCUUGGAAACAUGUAAAACGGACGGAACGUGUAGUAAGAACGGAGCUGGAGAACUUUCCGUCGCGAGCGGCAGGACCGCGGAGGCCGGAUACCACGAGGUACGCGAGAAAGGAAGAGACGCGGGUUAGCCGCAACGUUGCCGCGGCUGACGUUGUCGGACCGCGCGCGCAAUUCCGAGAUCGCCGAUUCCGAAAUCGCUCGAUCUGUUACCGUUGGCGGCGCGGCGACACGAGAUCGCGAUUGCUCGGCCUCGAUCGCGCAGUCGAUUCGUGACGAUUGACGGACAGGACGAGGAUGCGAGACGCGAAUCGUCGUCGGCGGUGCACGUAGGAAUGCAAGGCUGAGAAAGGAGCCAGACGAGAGUGUGCCACGUAAACGUUCCUCUCCGGCGCGCUUCCACGAGGAGAUCCGACGAUUCGGCGGUUGGUCGAGGAGAAUCCACUGAGGAUCGCCGCACGCAACGCACACCCGUCAUGUCAACGAGUUACCUACUCGUGUCCUUGCUGAUCGUCGCGUGGCAGAGCGGCGUGCAGGCCAAUUGGUGGUACUUGGGAUUAGAGCCGAGGCUAACAUUCGGCUCAAUCCAAGGUAGCGGCAUCGACUCGCAGACACAGAUUGCCGGCGCGGGUGUGAUCGGGCCGGCGAGUGCCGAAAAGAACUGUAAGAACACGCACCUGACCGCCAAGCAGCAGGCAAUAUGCUCCCGCUCGCCACCCGUCCUGCAGGCAGUCAGCGCGGGUGCUAGGCUCGCCAUAGAGGAGUGUCAGCACCAGUUUAGAUCAGCGAGAUGGAACUGUUCCGUCAGCCCGGAAAAUCCCGAGAACGUGUUUGGCGGCGUCAUGUUAGUCAAUAGUCGAGAGGCCGCGUUUAUACAUGCCAUAUCAGCAGCUGGAGUCGCUUACAGUGUCACGAGAGCCUGUUCCAGAGGCGAACUCACCGAUUGCUCGUGUGACAAUCGAGUGAGAACGCGACAACCGAAUAAUUGGCAGUGGGGAGGAUGCAGCGAGGAUAUACACUUUGGAGAAAAGUUUUCGCGAGAAUGGUCCGACAGCGGUGAGGAACCGGUGAAAGAAGGCGUUCUGCACGGGUCUAAAGGGCUGGCUGGCCAGCUCAUGAGGAAACAUGAUAGCGAGGCCGGCAGACGCGCUAUUCGUUCUAGGAUGCAACGUGUAUGCAAAUGUCACGGCAUGUCUGGUUCGUGUAGCGUGCGCGUAUGCUGGAGAAGACUUCCGGCAUUCAGGGUGGCCGGAGUCGCUCUAGCGGCUUUGCAUGAAGGUGCUGCUCUGGUACGAUUGGCGCAGCGCGGUGGCAGAAGACCAGCCAGACUCAGACCGGCGCGUCCCGAUCUCAAACGACCGAACAAGACAGACUUGGUUUAUCUCGAAGACAGUCCCGAUUAUUGCGAAAGGAAUCUCACACUUGGCAUUCCCGGUACGCGAGGAAGAGUAUGCAAUCGGACGUCUCUCGGCCUCGACGGAUGCCGGCUGUUGUGCUGCGGCCGGGGCUACCAGACGCGGGUGCGGGAUGUCACUGAGAAAUGCAAAUGUCGAUUCGUCUGGUGCUGUCACGUGAAGUGCGAGUUAUGCCGGCAUACGCGGGAGGAACACGUGUGUAACUAGACGGUAAUGCAUUCCGGAGUUCGACCUAUCUAUAGGAAUCCGCUCGCGUCGUUCUUUAAGUUCGUAAUAAUUAUUCGUCGUCGUUUUCCGUUGUAUUAGCGCCGUGAGAGGCUACACAACGAUACGUUAUAUCGAUGCGAUUUCCACUUGAUAGUGCUGCAGUAAAUGGUAAGUUUUAUUCUUUAGCGACAUCGGAUCAUACGAAUAAGAUACACGUAAACGUUCUUGCUCUUGAACAAAUGCGUCAAAAAGUACGAGUUGUGAUGAGAGAGAGAGAGAGAGAGAGUGUGUGUGUGUGUGUGUGUGUUGUCUUUUGUCUUAAAACAAGUAGCUUCGAUUGCACAGUCUACUAGAAGCAUUUGCUCCAGUGUUACUCAUACGGCUCAUCGAUUUAAGUAGGACUUGAAGCAGUUAAGAUACGUUUUGUCUGUGCAUAUAAAGUUCAAGCGAAACUCCUUGCAGUGAUCGAGAUUCUCAGUAUUACUAUCAUCAUCAUAUAUAUAUAUAUAUAUAUAUAGCUAAUGUGACAACGUGCGUUUGCUGUUGCGUGGCUUAUCACAUUGAUCGCUACCGGGUGCCACACCAUUUACGCGAACGUUAAAUGUAUUGAAAGUAAAUGUGUUACAUUAAUUUGCAUUUAAUCACGUAAUUUUAUCUCGAUCCAGAUAUGCUGCUAAGCAGAGAUUUUUGUUCCGCUGAUACAGCAAUACGUUCCCUGCCAAGUCGUUUUUUCGGAGUUAGAAAUUAAUUUUUUUAGUAAAGUAAAUAGUGAAACUCGACGCAACUUAACAAACAGCAUUAUAGAGAUUGUGUAAUAAUGAUAACAACAAUUAUUUUCUUGCACUUUAUCUACCAAUGAUGAAAAAUAUUACUUGGCCUGAAAAUGAGUUUCAGUGUACAUACACCGAAAAUGGUACGCGGCAGGCAGCGUGUUAAUGCAUGCUACGUUUACUUUGCGUCGUUAAAUUCACGUGAUCUGACAAUUCGAAUUUUGGAAUAAUAAUGCGAACAGCGGUGCGGCAUCUAGUUCUUAUUUCACUUCCGAUUAUUAUAUAAAUAUAUAUAUAUAUUUAUUUAUUUUAUAUACUACUUAUAUACAUAAAUAUAUAUUGUGUACAAUUAACGCGCUUUGGUAGCAAGAAUUAAGUGAUAAAACAUUUUCUUAGAUUUCUCGUUUUGGACUUUUGCGCGUAUCUAGCGCAUCUUGAAACACUCGACAUCAUGAUGCCUUGAUGUGCCAAUUUGUUAUUUCUGUAAGAAAGAGAGAGAGAGAAAGAGGGAGCGAAUGGAAGAAUAUGAGAAUGGGAGAGAAAGACGAAAAAAAGAGAAGGAGGCGAGGCAGAAAAAGGAAAAUUAUUAAAAAAAGAGCAAAAGCAUUGUUAUAGAAUAUAGAUCAUACGCGGUAUGAUUUCUUCCGUACAUUUUCACACAUUUACGAAUAAAUUUACGAAUGAAUGCGCGUAUAAUUACGCGAAUGUCCUAUCGAAAUACAGACCUUCACGAUGUGUAGGUAUCGCAUAACGUAUACCAAUGCUCUCUAGCGUGUAGAAUUUUCUCUUCGCUUAAAUACGGAGCAACCGUGAGGACUCACUAUGCCGGAUACGAGGAGGAACAAUGCGAAUUAUGCGAGGAGACGGGACAACUGCCAAGGGAGGCAAAGACUCCGUCUCGUCGAGUGUUUGCGUCUAAAACUCGCACGAAUCGGGAACAAUUCUGCCAAUGAAUGUAAAUAUUGUCUGACCGUUUUUCUAGACUCUACGUCCAUAAUUAUUGUUGUAUAUACGUAAGCGUUUUAUCGGCUUUAGAAAAGUUAUUUGCGUUGCGUUCUCCGCAGUUCACACGAAAUAUUUAAUCCAUCCGUGAUUUCAUCUUAUAUACUCUCUGUCGCCCCCUUUUAUAUAUUUAACGUAUAUAUAUAAAUGAUCGCUUUGUCACGCAUACACCUCCCUCCCCCCCCCCACACACACAUGCCGCACUAAUUAAGUCGGCAGUCUAGUCAUUCGUGAAUUCUCUGAUCCAUAUCAGUCGACAUUUUAUGCUCAUAACGAAUGUUACGUACGCGAGGUUUCGCAUUUUAUUCAGCCAAACGAAUCGUAGUAGCAUAACGCAUCGCGUAAUUAUUAUUUUGCAAGACAUAUAUAUAUAUAUACACUAUAUAUAUUAUUAUUUUAUACUUAUAUAUAUAAAUAUAUUGUAUGCAAUGUUCUCUGUGAACAGCCAGUUGCAACCUCUCGAAAAAUUUAUUGAAAUAAUUUCCUAAUUAUUGAAAAAAAUAUUAUUCAAAUAAAUAGUAUCAAUACACGUGUGUACUAUUUAGUUAUGCCUUGUUAGGUUUCCACAAUACGUAUAAAAAUUCGUGCGAGGAAUGUGAUUAAUUGAUAAUCAACUUAAGCGUAUUCUAUGGUAAAUAAUGUUACGACGAAUAUUACAUAAAUAUCUGAUUGAUUUAAAUUUGAAUAAUUUAUUUCGCGAGGUUGCGCGCUCGUUUACGGUCUUGAGUAACGCCUAAUAGAUAUAUCGCGAUUCGUCCGUAUAUUGUAAGGAUUUAGUGGUAAAUUCACUUGAACACGAGGUAAUAAACGCUCGUGCCAACGACAUACAGAACUCAGUAUUGAUAAACUGUAAUUUAUUUUCUCCAUGAUAGUACAUCAUGUUAUUAGACUCGUAGUCCCUUUCGGUCGAAUUAUGAGCAAGUGUUCCCGUAAUAGCAUAAUAAUGAUAGUAACGUCUCUUUUCGCUAUGAGAUAAAUCCUAGCUCGUAAUAAUACAUUUGUAUUCGUAUGUACCUGUAUUCUACAUGCAUUUAUAUAAAUACAUAUAUAUACAA
Molecule: messenger RNA, 4821 nt
Organism: Ooceraea biroi (clonal raider ant)
Lineage: Eukaryota; Metazoa; Arthropoda; Insecta; Hymenoptera; Formicidae
Product: protein Wnt-1
Biological process (GO): multicellular organism development; cell fate commitment; neuron differentiation
Cellular component (GO): extracellular region
Molecular function (GO): frizzled binding; cytokine activity
Source: RefSeq, a predicted model, not a curated record